AUGGGUAUAAAAGGGCUUUGGGCUGUGUUGACGCCUUACAGUGAAAAAAAGUCUUUACAUGAACUAAGAGGAGAAACACUCGCAGUCGAUUUAUCAGGAUGGGUGUGCGACAGUCAGAAUGUUACUGAAUACUAUGUUCAACCAAAGUUAUAUCUAAGAAACCUUUUCUUCAGAACUGCUUACUUAAUUUUGGCAGACAUAGACCCUGUGUUUGUUUUGGAGGGGGAUGCACCGGAACUUAAAAGAGAUGUCAUGGCAGUCCGUAAUCAGAUUCAGUUUCGCGGUGCAGCACCUCGGUUAGAAUCCAAUGGUGCAAAUAAAAAACCAGAUGUCGCCAGGAAAAGGUUUAAAAAUGUGUUAAAAGAAUGUGAAUCCCUGCUAAAGUGUUUAGGAGUUAGAUGUAUCAAGGGCCAUGGUGAGGCUGAAGCCACUUGUGCUGCACUUAAUGCACAGAAUCUUGUGGAUGCUGUAGUAUCUCAAGAUUCUGAUUGUUUCGCAUAUGGCGCAAGACGAGUGUAUCGUAACUUUAGCGUGUCUAACACUGGAGGCGGUGGCGCUCUUCAAGGAUCGGUCGACUGUUACGACGCUGAUAAAAUGUAUAACAAUAAUGGAUUUGGCCGCAAAAAGAUGGUUGCUCUUGCCCUUUUGUGUGGUUGUGAUUACGGUGUCGGUGCAUGCGGUUCUUCCAUAAAUACAGUGGUAUCAUUUUUGCACAAUGUACCUGAAAAUGAAGUUAUUCCUAGGCUACUUUCAUGGGUAACAGAUGUGCAAUGUUAUGAAGAACAAAGCCGCUGGCUUGCAGCACCAGGGCGGUGUGAUCGGUGUGGUCACUUUGGGCGCACUCACGGCAGGAACGGUUGCCCCAUAUGUGUCACGCACCGUGGCUGCAACGAUACGGGACAUAAGACAAAAAUAUCAGAAGUAAAACGUGAGUUAUCUUUGAGAAAUCGAGCACUCACAUGUGGCUCUGCGUUUCCAGAACCUAAAGUUAUGAAAGAGUUUUUAAAUACGCCGCCAGAGAUUGUAGAUUUAGAUAAGUUGAAAAAACCUACACCCAGUUUGAUUCAGUUUGUGAAAUUAAUGACAAAUAAAUUGGAUUGGUCAGAAAGAUACUGCGUGGAAAAGUUUUUGCCACUGCUUACAAAAUGGCAUUUACAGGACUAUGUAGCUAACAGGACUAUUCAAGCCACACUUAUAAAAAAAAAAAGAAACCCGAGAGGUGUUCCAAGUUAUGAGGUUGUAUGGGUUGAUAUAGACAAACAAUACGAAGAACUCAUUCCUGAUGACCAGUUUGAAGAAGGUGAGGAUCCAUUAGUGGCAUGGACAACAAUCGAAAGACAAGACCUUAUGUACAAAUUUUACCCAAAUAUUGUAGAGGCUUAUGAAGAGUCCAUAAAGAAGCCUCCCAAAGAGAAGAAGACUAGAACUCGUAAGAAAAAAAAUAGUGAUAAUCCUGACAAACCUAAAAGAAAGUAUAACAGGAAAACUAAAGUCCCACAAAUUGAUGACUUAAAUAAGUCGAUGCAAGCUUUAGAUGUAAAAGCUACUGAACAGAACACCAGCGUAUUAAAUGUCAGUGUUCCUGUGAAGACGUUGAAGAGAAAGAUUAAAAAUAAUACAAAGAAAGGGCAGAAAACGCUCACAGGUUUUAUAGCAGUUAAAAAAAGACGAACGAGUAAGAAAAUAAUGCAGUCACUAACACAGAGCUUUAAAAACAUUUCUUUAAAAGUACCUGAGGAAGACAGAGAUCCUACACCCAAACAUAUAAACGAUUUUUUAGACGAUUUAUUUGAUGGAAAAGAAAAUGCUCUUCCAAGUGUUGAAAAAAUUAGUGGAAAACAGUUUUUAAGUAUGUUAAAUAAAACCGAUGAUGAUGUGGUGGAGAGUGACCUUUCAGAUAUCAUUGACAAAAUAGUUACUAGAACUACAGAAGUGAAAACUACGAAAGUAGAAAAUAAUUUAGUUAGACUUGUAUUCAACUCCACUACCCCUAGGAAGAUGAUUAAAAGAAAGUCUAUUGUUACUGAAAUACUAAAUAAUUGUUCUACACCUAAUGAUAGCCCAGCUGGAAAUCGUAAAUUUAGAUUUAGUGUUAAUAGUCCACUUCAAAAAAAUAAGUUAAAUUCAUUCAUUCACAACAACAGCCCCAUUGCUAAACACAAAUCUAGAUUUAAUGUCACUGAUAGUAAUUUAAGUGAGGUCAGUUGUAGUAAUUUAGUUGGUAAAGUAAAUACGACUAAUUUCUUUGACAAACCGACGGAAGAUGCUGAUGCAUUUGAGAUGUCUCUAGCACAUAAAAGUGCUGUUGUUGUUCAUUUAGAUUCAACUGUUGAUUACAGUUUGCCAGAUAUUUGCAUGUAG
Messenger RNA from Arctia plantaginis, 2361 nucleotides. NCBI's taxonomy places the organism in Eukaryota, Metazoa, Arthropoda, Insecta, Lepidoptera, Erebidae. The record is from the annotation of a GenBank genome assembly.